AUGAAUCCCGCACGGGAGACAGACUCGACCUUGGGGGAGCAACCCGUCGAUGCGGAUUCGCAGCAUGCACCAAAUCAUGACAGGUCGGUCAAUCCGCCAGGUGAUUCUCAUCAAGAGAUCGAGUACUUGUAUCUCAAUUUCGACACACCCUUACCUCAUCCCGUUGGCAUCUCGUCGCCACGACCGGGGCAGCAGACACCGCCGUCAAGCCCGAAUCUGACCAAAUACGCCUCGCCGUUCCUAUGGUCCAAUGCCCGCAAAAGCGUUAUCACCGUUAUCUGCUGCUGCGUGACGGCCAUGUCCGCAUAUGCAGCGGGUGAAUACACUCCACCGGGCGACGAGUUGACCGCUAAAUGGGGGAUCAGCCGGGUCGUCUACAAUUUGGGGAUUACGCUGUAUACGUUUGGGUUUGCCAUAGCCCCCAUGGUGCUGGCACCGUUCUCGGAGAUCAAUGGAAGGAGGCCGAUUUUCGUGUCGAGCGGGCUUGUUUUUACCGUUUGCUUGAUUGGGUGCGGAGCUACAGAGUCUCUGGCAGGCAUGCUUGUGGCGAGAUUCUUUCUAGGAAUAGGUGGAUCGACAUUCUCCACCAUGGUCGGAGGUAUCAUCGCUGAUAUCUACCACGCCGAGGAUCGAAACGCGCCGAUGUCGUACUUUUCGGGAGCCGUUCUCUUCGGUACUGGAUUAGGCCCGCUCAUCUCUGGUUUCAUCCAGCAUCGUGCGGACUGGCGUUGGAUCUACUAUUCGCAGGCCAUCGUAGCCGCGGGGUUCCUUGUGAUUCUUACCCUGUUCUUGAAAGAAACCCGGGGGAGUGUGCUCCUGAGUCGCAAGGCCAAGGUGCUCAACAAGUAUUACGACGCAUUAGAAAACGCGGGUUAUCAUGGAGUUAUGUUCAACUCAAGCGACUCGGUAGAAAAACACCAUGUCCAGCGCAUCCGAUGGAAGGUAAAAAGUGACGAGGAGCGUGAAAGUUUGGCCCAGAUGCUCACGGUCUCCUGUUUCAGACCGUUUCACCUUCUCUUUACCGAGCCGGUGGUGUUUUUCUUUUCCCUCUGGGUGUCCUUUAGCUGGGCCAUUCUGUACCUCAACUUCAGCGCCAUCCCCCUCGUUUUCUCGACGAACCACAACUUCAAUGUGGAACAAUCCGGAGCUGUCUUCUCAGCUGUAUCCAUCGGCUCUAUCCUAGCCACCGUGAUGAGUGUUUAUCAAGAACAUCUGGCCACCCGACUUGGAAAGAUGACGGGGACCCCCGAAGGACGGCUGUAUUUCACCUGCGUGGAGUCGGUCUUGAUGCCCAUCGGCCUGUUCUGGUUCGGGUGGACGACCUUCCCGUCGGUCCCUUGGAUUGUACCGACCCUGGCCAUCGGGUGCGCAACUAUAGGGAUCUUUACCAUCUACCUGGCAGCUUUCAAUUACUUGGCAGACACAUACCAUCGAUAUGCCAGCUCCGCCAUCGCCGCUCAAUCAUUCUGUCGAAAUGUUCUUGCGGGUAUCUUCCCGCUGGUGACGAACGCGAUGUUUACGAAUUUGGGGUACCCGGCUGCUUCUAGUCUUUUGGGCGGCAUUGUAAGCAGCUGA
Messenger RNA from Aspergillus steynii IBT 23096, 1575 nucleotides. Its product is annotated as MFS transporter. Lineage: Eukaryota; Fungi; Ascomycota; Eurotiomycetes; Eurotiales; Aspergillaceae. Gene Ontology annotation, biological process: transmembrane transport. The record is from RefSeq and is a predicted model, not a curated record. Bases 1 to 1575 code for a protein of 524 amino acids. The transcript has 6 exons. Gene Ontology annotation, molecular function: transmembrane transporter activity.